CCUCCAUGAUUAAACCAUACAUGAAAUUAAAAUGAAAAGUGUUUAUUUGGUUUUCCUUUUCACACUUGAAGCGACGGCAUCAAAUGUGCAUGUUCUAACCAAUACGACAUUCGGACGCGUGAGAGGGCACAGUGUGCCAACCACAUAUGCAAAUAAAUCGUUGGAAGUUUACACAGGGAUUCCAUAUGCAGCCCCUCCAGUUGGAGACCUAAGGUGGAGCAAUCCUCAGCCUCCAAUAUCAUGGGCACCUGAUAUCCUGGAUACACUUGCCUUUAAGCCUGCAUGCCCCCAGGAUCUAGGUAGCGUGAGAGAUUGGAGUUUUGGACCAACCUGGAACAAUACAGAUGAAGACUGUCUCUACCUCAAUAUUUAUUCACCAAAGACCCAUGACCCCGCAGCACGGUACCCUGUGUUCCUCUGGAUUUAUGGUGGAAAUUUCUAUUAUGGAGCAGCGGAAGAAUAUGAUGGGCGUGUGCUGGCGGUGGAGAAAGAUAUCGUUGUUGUCACCCUGGGGUACAGAAUAGGAGUCUUAGGCUAUCUUUCGACUGAUGAUGCCGAGGCAAGAGGAAAUUACGGUCAGCUGGACCAGGUCCAAGCGUUAGAAUGGAUAAGAGAGAACAUAGGGAAUUUUAGAGGGGAUCCUAACCGAGUUACAGUCGGUGGAGAGAGCUCUGGAGGGGUGGCUACGACAUUGCAUUUAUUCUCUCCCUUGACCAAAGGACUGGUCCACGGUGUUAUUCCACAAAGUGGACAAGCAAACAGUUACUGGGGAAUUAAAAGACAACACGAAACUGCUCGCCCGUAUGCUUUUGAGCUUGGUCGACUGGUUGGAUGUCCCCAACAGUCCUCAAAAGCAUUGAUUACAUGCAUGCGUGGAAAACCAUAUUCCGAGCUUGUUCAAAGAGGGGAGAAUGAUGUGUCUAGUCCUUGGUUCACAUCGGCAUGGGCCCCGGUUAUCGAUGGCUACUAUAUCCUGGAAGAUCCCUUGGAGCUUAUUAGAAGAGGCGAGUUUUGGAAAAUCCCAAUGAUAACAGGGGCUAACAAGGAAGAUGGAUCUGAUGAAUUAGAUGACACUGGAGCGGAGAAUGGCUACACACGGUCAUACUUGUUAUCUCAGCUUUUUGAGUACAGCCGAAAAUGGGAAGAUCACCAAGGUUUUGUGUAUGAUGCAUUUACCCAAGAGUACCACCCAGACCCAUACAAUAAUGUAGAUAGACAUCGGGACAUCUAUAUAGAGUUCAAUACGGAUCACUCAUAUACAGCCCCAGCCAUAGAGCACUCCCUUGGCCACUGUAGACAAGUCAACAAUACAUAUUUCUAUAGCUUUGAACAUAGAUCAAUCAACUGUCCAGAGCCAGUGUGGAAAGGUGUUAUUCACGGUGCUGAGCUCGACUACAUGUUCGGCAUACCCUUUUUUAAGAAUGAAACGUGUCCAUGGGGGUGUCAUACAACACGCUGGGCUAAACAGACAUGGACAAAUCAAGAUAAAAAUUUUAGUCUUACGAUGAUGACACUCUGGGCAAACUUCAUAAAAACGGGAAACCCAAACACCCCAGAGGUUGUGCCAAAUUCACCAGUGUGGCCAGAAUUAUCAGUGGCAGAACAAAGAUACUUAACCAUCAACAGCGCCUCGUUCGAAGAUAGAUACCACCGGUACACAAAGAUGAAAUUUUGGAAUGAAUACGUGGACAGAUUAAACAAUAGAUUGUUCAAUAUUACGAGUAGAACUGUGUGUCCGACUCCAUCUACAGGGAAAGACUUUAGACAGCAAUUGAUACCAGUCUUAUUGUUUGUACUGAGCCUGUAUAUGCUACACAAUUUUCAAUUUAAUGUUUAUCCUUAAUUAAACAUUUAAAGGAGUAAUAAGAUUCCAUAAAUUAAGAUUUGACAUCGAAUAUGAAUAUUAUGGAAGAAAAUCUGCUACUUGUAAAACUUAUUAACCAACGUCAUUGAUCUUGUAUAUUACCCUUAGGGGCGUAGGAAGGUGUAAAUU
Messenger RNA from Owenia fusiformis, 1993 nucleotides. The record is from the annotation of a GenBank genome assembly. Lineage: Eukaryota; Metazoa; Annelida; Polychaeta; Sabellida; Oweniidae.